Molecule: messenger RNA, 2972 nt
Organism: Mytilus californianus (California mussel)
Lineage: Eukaryota; Metazoa; Mollusca; Bivalvia; Mytilida; Mytilidae
Product: solute carrier family 22 member 3-like
Exons: 10
Coding region: 137-1759 (540 amino acids)
Biological process (GO): transmembrane transport
Cellular component (GO): membrane
Molecular function (GO): transmembrane transporter activity
Source: RefSeq, a predicted model, not a curated record
UAAAACAUAGAUGGCGCUGUAAAGGAUAAGUUUGUCAGUGGUUUCAGUCGUGGUUGUGAAAGACCAGCAAGGUCAUCGUAAGACUGACAAAUCACCCAUAAAUAAACGUGUAAGACCAACACAACACUGAUUAAUCAUGAAGAUCAAGUUAGAAACCUUGCUCCAAGAACUUGGCAGUCCUGGCAAGUACCAAAUCUGUAUAUUCCUGCUUCUAGCUUUAAACUACUUCCCUGUUGUCUUCAACCAUAUUGUCAUGGCUUUCAUUGGACGUCCACCUCAGUAUGAGUGUUAUAAUGCUAGCUAUGAGGAUCCUACAUAUAUGCUAAAUUUUUCGUCAACAACUGAUAAUAGUUUAUGGAAAAAGGAGAAAACUGAAUAUGGUAAAUGCAGUACCAAGUACUUUUUUAGUGAUAGCACCAACCAAAGUGAAAUAUUCAACUGUGAUUCUUCUCCUAAUGGAAAAUGGAAAUAUGUUGGCAAAGAAUCAUCUAUUGCAUCAGAGUGGGACCUUGUUUGUAGUAACGCCUACUUGUCACGGCUGGCAACAACAAUUUAUUUUAUUGGCGUGAUGGUUGGUGGGUUAAUCUUUGGUUACCUUGCCGACAAGUUUGGACGGAAGAAAAUUAUGCUGGUUACUCUGUUUACACCAGUCGCUAUUGGUGUGCUGACAGCUUUAGUCAAGUCCUACUAUUUGUUUGUUGGUCUGAGGUUCCUACAGGGAAUUUUUAUUCAGGGUCUACAAACCACGACAUAUGUAAUGGUGAUGGAGUUGUUCCUCCCCCAGUAUAGAGGGACUGCAGGAGCUGUGUUGGAAUGUUUCUGGGGUGUGACUGUCAUCAUGAUGGCGGGUAUAGCUUAUCUACUACAGGACUGGAGAAAUAUACAACUAGCAAUAUCUGUUCCUAGUGCCUUGGCGCUUACCUAUAUCUGGUUGGUACCAGAAACUUUGAGAUGGCUUAUGAUAAAAGAUAAGAUUGAUCAAGCUCAAAAAGUAGUAAAAAGAAUCACCAAGUUCAACAAUCUAUCCUUCCCUGCUAGAACAAUGGAUGAGCUCCAAAUCCAGAUCGAAGCUAAAGAUAAUCAACUGGGGCGACAGUACAUGUUUUAUGAUCUUCUGCGAACACCAAUUCUACGAAAACACAGCUUGAUUUUGUUUUAUUUAUGGUUUUCUGUGUGUGUUGGAUAUUAUGGGAUGACAUUUAAGAUAGCAGGUCUGGCAGGGAACCAUUAUUUAACCUUUUUCAUCAGUGGAUGUGUUGAUCUGGUAGCCUUCAUCAUGGUUAUUUACCUGAUCCAAAGAUUUGGAAGAAGAAUUCCUUUAUUGGUGUACUUUGUUAUUGGAUCUGUUUCGUGUAUAAUUGCUGGAUCCAUUCCUAUUGCACUAGCAGGAGCAUCAGGGACUGCCGAGAAAGUGUUUGCUAUCAUUGGGAAGUUUGGAAUGGCCGGUGUUUUCAGUAUCAUAUUUGUUUACAGUUCUGAGCUUUACCCAACAGUUAUCAGGAGCAUAGGAAUGGGAACAUGUGCUUUCUGGGCCAGAUUGGGCGGAGUUGUGGCCCCUCAGAUUCUUGUUUUGGGUGAUUUUACCCACAAAUCCGUUUCUGUGAUAAUGUUUGGAGUUAUUUCCCUUGUUGCCAGUCUACUAGUUCUAUUUUUGCCUGAAACUGCAAAAAGGAAGUUACCAGACACCAUUGAGGAUGCUGAAAGUAUUGACGCUUUCAUGGGAAGUAAUGGGUCAGAGGAGGAACCAGUUGAAUUGUAAAGAGAUUGAGAAGGCAGAUAUUUGAUCUAAGAAAAAAAUGUUGUAAUUAAACAAAUUUUAUUUUUGAGAACUUUGGAAUUAUAUUUGUAGCAUACAUUCUUUGGAAAUUUGAUAAAAUGGCUGUCAGCAGAUUGAAGAAUCUGCUAUUUUGUCACAAAGUGCUAAAGAUUUAUAGAAUUUAAAUUCCUUUGAUCAAAUCAGUUGGUUAUUAUGAAAUAGAUAUUUAGAAAUGAAAAUUUAAAUUUAUGACUUAUGUUCAAAGCUUGCUAGGCUGUAAAUUUUGUGCUUUUAAUUUUGCUGAAAUUGAUGUUUUGUAGUAGUGAAAAAUUCAAUAUUUAGAAAUUGAAAUCAGUGAUUAUCAUAAUUGUGAUAUAUUGAAGUUUAUGUAAAUAUUGUUACUUAGCUAUGUUUUUGUAAUUGUAGUUUGUGUUAAUGAUUAUAUAUAUAUUUUUUUAUUAUUACCUCAAAAAAUAUGAAUUCCAAGAAAUGAAUAAUAUGUUCUUUCAUAAUCCUUAGGACAUUUUUUUAACUCACAUAAUAAUAAUUUUCAAAACAAUAUGUAGACUCAUUUUGUUUUGGUUUGUUUUAAAUGGUAAACAUUCUUGGGUUAUUUAAAUUUCAUGAAAGUUCAGGAGGCACUCAAAUUGAUUGAUUUUCAGUGGUUGGAUUUUAAUUAGAAUUUUAUAUUAUGCGUUUUUUAUGGUAUAAAAAAAGUGCCUCCCAUGCCCCAUAUGGUUAAUUCCGGAACAGCCCUUAGACAUUGUUACUAAUUUGAUAGUUAUUCAUAUCAAUUAGAUUUGCUGGAGGGAUAGUAAACAUACAUCAAUCAGCAGGUUUUCAUUAAGUCAUUUUUUUCCUUUUAUAAGCUGACAAUGGGACGAAGUGAAAGAUUUCAUUGUUUUUUAUAUUUGAAAAAAAAAGAUGUAAAUGUAAAUUUUAUAUUUUUAUGACUUUUAAACAUCAUUUUUGUCGAGCCUUCAACUUUUGUCGAAAAAGCGAGACAUAGCUAUCCUACAUUCCGUCGUCGUCUGCGGCGUCCACAAAUAUUCACUCUGUGGUUAAAGUUUUUGAAAUUUUAAUAACUUUCUUAAACUAUCCUGGAUUUCUACCAAACUUGGACAGAAGCUUGUUUAGGAUCAUAAGAUAAUAUUCAAAAGUAAAUUUUGUAAAAAAAAAAAUCCAUUUUUCGGUAUUUUACUUAUAAAUGGACUUA